Messenger RNA from Cyphellophora europaea CBS 101466, 612 nucleotides. RefSeq lists its product as uncharacterized. NCBI's taxonomy places the organism in Eukaryota, Fungi, Ascomycota, Eurotiomycetes, Chaetothyriales, Cyphellophoraceae. Gene Ontology annotation, cellular component: eukaryotic translation elongation factor 1 complex; cytosol. Gene Ontology annotation, molecular function: translation elongation factor activity; guanyl-nucleotide exchange factor activity. The record is from RefSeq and is a predicted model, not a curated record. The transcript has 5 exons. Gene Ontology annotation, biological process: translational elongation. The coding region runs from base 1 to 612 and encodes 203 amino acids.
AUGCUCAGCGACUGCUAUUCUCGUUGGUCUGGUCGGAAACUGACAGAGACUAGCUAUGCGCCUUCCCAGGCCGACGUUGUGACCUUCAAGGCGGUUCCCAAGGAGCCCGCUGUGCAGAACUUCCCCCACGCCUACCGGUGGUACAACCACAUCAAGUCCUACGAGUCCGAGUUCGCCAGCCUCCCCGGCGACCCGGCCAAGGCGUUCACCACCUACGGCCCCGAGGCGGUCGCGGUUACCCAGAACCCCAAGGAUGCCCCUGAGGAUGACGAUGAGGUCGACCUGUUCGGCUCAGAUGACGAGGAGGAGGACGCGGAGGCUGUCGCCGAGCGUGAGCGCAGACUUGCCGAGUACAAGAAGAAGAAGGAGGGCAAGACCAAGCCCGCGGCCAAGUCUAUCGUCACCAUGGAUGUCAAGCCUUGGGACGAUGAGACUGAUAUGGAUGCCCUCGUUGCCAAUGUCAAGGCGAUUGAAUGGGAUGGUUUGACCUGGGGUGGCCACAAGCUUGUCGCCGUCGGCUAUGGCAUCAAGAAGCUACAGAUCAAUGUGGUCGUGGAAGACGAGAAGGUUUCCGUCGACGAUCUCCAGGCUCGCAUCGAAGAGGACGAGUAA